ACGAGCCCUCUCUUCCCCUCCCAACCGGAGGCAGGCUCGAAAGGAAAUCGAAAGAGAAAGAAAUUUGCUCUGAUUUCGUUUCCUGUGUUGGAGAGAGACUCCUCCCUCUGCCUCGUUCCCUCUCUGUUUCCCCCCCCUCUCCGGUCCAUGACUGUGAACUUUCUGAUUAUUUGCACUUUGCUGUGUGAUUUCCCAGGUCUGUAGCUAUCCGCAAAGGAGCCUGCGGGGGGUCUAAGGAUAGCGCUCGGAGCAUCGGCUUCUCCCGCGGACAAUGUGGGGAGAUGAAGACUAUGAUUCCACUUGGGCAGAGAGCGAAGGGGAACCUGAGCCCGAGUCAGCAGCGAGCUCCCCGAAACCUCAACAAAAACCAACGGUGCCCCCGAUUUAUUUUCUUCGGUGGUUGUGGGCGCUAAUCUUCUCCAUUUUUUCAAACUGGAUCCAGAAGAACCGACAAGAAACUGGCCCAAGACCUGAGAAGCGAAACUAUCUGAAAUAUGACUCGGCACAUCGCUGGCGAAAUUGGAGAGCAGCAAAGGACCUCCAGCGCUAUCGGCAUGGUUACCCUGAUUUAGAUGAUAAAGCAAAGAAUAAUGAUAACAUUAACUUCAAGUUCUACAUGAAUCAGAAACCUUCUCAGCCUGAUGAAUGGACCAUUGAUGAGAUAAUUCAGAAUUGGAAGGGAAAAUAUCUACAUUUGGAGAGGAGCCAUUCAUACAUCCAAUGGUUGUUCCCAUUGAGAGAACCUGGAAUGAAUUGGUAUGCCAAGGAGCUCACAAGACAAGAAAUUGAGGUGUGUAUCAAAGGAAGGGAAUUACUCAGCAUUGUCUUCCAUUGGAUUCAAAUGAACCAAAUAUUCCUGACCUUCAGAAAAAGAGUCAAACUGUACAAGCGUACAAGCUUACAACACAAAUGUUUUGAUUUCAGAAUUUGGAAUAAUUUGUUUCCUUGGCAUUUCAGACGCACACACAAUAAUCUCCGCAUCACUCGAAUACUGAAGUGCCUUGGAGAGAUGGGCUUUGAACACUAUCAGCCCCCAUUGGUGAAGUUUUUCCUAACAGAAACACUAGUACAUAACCAGUUGCCCAAUGUUAAAGAGAGUGUCUUGGACUACUUUCUUUAUACCAUUCGAAGUAAAUCCGAGAGAAGAAAGUUGAUACUGUAUGCCCAGAAGCAUUAUCGGCCAACAGCAGACUUUGUCUGGGGUCCUCCCAAGGAAAUAGAACACCGGUUUAGGCAUAUUCGUGAAGAACUCAAUAAGGAAGAAGAAGAAACAAUGAGUGAGGAAACAUCAGAUGAAGACACGUUGGCGAAAGGUGAAGAAAGUAUUUGCUUGCCAUCAGAUGAGGGCCACAGCUCAAAGCAGAGACGUCUAAUGAAACAAAGGCCUUCAGAUUCUCAGCAGAAGAAGACAGUGUGUCAGAAAGACACAGAGGAGACCUCGAAGUAUCAAGUAGAGGCUGAAAAACCUGAUGCGCCCAUAAGUCAGGAGAGGUGUAGCACUGAAGAGAAGAGCGAUGGUGAUGAAAACAAGUGCAAUGAAAAUGUUGAAAAGCAAACUGAACGUAAGGAAGUGAUUGUCAUGCAAAAUAUUAAACCGAAUGUUGAAGACUUAGUGCAAGAUGUUGAAGUGCAUGAGAACCGCCAAACCAAACAUGAUAGAAUGGAAGGUGAUGUGGGAAUACAACAAAUAGAAGGUGAAGCUACCUGCCAAACAGGAAAGGAAAUGUUAGUGCAUUCAAGACAAGCAGAAAUGCCAGUUAUGGAAGGGAAAGUCAUAAAGAAAACAGCAGAAGAGGGGAUUGAUGAGAUGGCUGAGCCAGAGCAAGUGAACACUGAAGCAGAUAGUCCUGUAACUGAAGAAAGUAAAACUGGCAAUACAUCAAAGGAAGAGCUAGAUGAUGUAGCUAAGCCAGAAGAGAUUACCAAAGAAGCUGAUAAAUCUACAAAAGAAGAAACAGCAAUUAGCAAUUUAGAACAGAAAAAUAUGUCAACUGAAUUAAAAAUUCAUGAAGGUCAAAGCGAUUCUGAAAGGAAGAUCCCACAUUCUGGUAAAGAUGAAAGUGAGUGCACAGAAGAAAUGGAAAUGCAAGAAGUGGGACAGCUAGAAGCUGGAAAAGAUCCUGUAGGGAAAAGUGUGGAAAUGGAAGUGGAAGCUAGUAAGUGUGCUGGAGAGGAUGGAGAUGUAGAAAUGGAAGAUUGAGUUGUUUGUUGGCAAUUUUAGCAGUGUGGCAGCUCAUUUCUUUACAAGACAGCAGGCUAGAGAAUCGUUUUAGGAUACUACUUUUGAGGAAGAGCCCCAAGCUUACCAUCAAAUGCAGAGUUCCAAACAAAUGGGUUUCACUAGGCAGUAGCGUUGGGGAUUGGGAGACAGAAAUACCUCGUGUGGCUACCAUAGACCCUUCAAUGCCAGAUACUAAAUUGUAUUUAGAGGCUGGUGUGUGCAUGUGUAUAUUUAAUACUUACAUUUUUAAAUAAAGCGCUGAUAGCAGAUGAAGUUAACUAACAUUUUGUGGCUGAUUCUAGCUCUUGUCCUUUGAGUCUGUUUAUAUAGUGCCUAUAAGGGGAGCGGAGUGAGAAAGAAAACAUCAGGUAACCUCUGUUAGUUUAUUCAUCUGGUAUUUAAAUAGCCCCUUUUAAUGGGGUUUCAUAGGGAGCGUGUUAUCGAAUGGAGUUUCACACUGUGACACAGCAAGAGAUACGCGAUUGAAUGAUCAGAAACUUGGCCAGUGGUAGGUUUUAAGGAGUGCCUUGGAGAGAGUGAGUGACCUUCAAGGAGGAAUUGUGAAGCUUGUGAUAGAAACAAGUGCUCUUAAUCUCAAGAAACCAUUCUCCGGGAGGGCAAAGUGAGAGGCCUUGCAACUGCACAGACUAAAUCCUAUAACUGUGCUGUUCACCUGUUCUCUGCAAUUAGGAGUAGGAGACUAGUCUAGUAUACCUGGUGCCCAAAUACAUUUAAAUGUUGGAAUGAGCAUCCUUCUGGUUGCUCUGACGUGCCAACAAAGCUUCUAUCAAAUGAAAAUAAAUGAAGCUUAUACAAUGCUACUGUGUAGGGCCCUAGUCUCUGUUCUGCUCGCUGGGCUCCUUGAUAUAUCACAGACCUGUUGUAGAACAUCUCAUCCAACUCUGAGGAAAGAAUAGGAAUAGGAGGUGGUCAUUCGGCCCUUUUGAGUCUGCUCUGCCAUUCUAUAAGAUCAUGGCUGAUCUGGUUACUCCACAUGUGAGAAUCGCACUUGGCAGAAACAAAUAAAUAAGACAAUCUGGAAAACUGACAUUUAGUUCUGAACGUACAUACGUGGUGCUUACUCGGAUGUGAAACAUCCCUGAAAAAUAUUGCCUGAAUCUUCAUUCUGUGUGCAUACAAAGCUCAAUCUGAUUUCAUCAUGCCUGCCAAUUCUAUGAUUCUAAAUCAAAUGUUGAAAAAAGUACCAUUAGGGAGCAGGACUGGAGCUCCAGAAACUACUUUCAACCUAUUUUUGUCUGCCUGUUUUAUUCAAGUGAAUUUUGUUAUAUUCAGAAUUGUUAUUAUUAAACGUUUUGUUUGAUUCCA
Rhincodon typus (whale shark) is the source of this 3547-nucleotide messenger RNA. Its product is annotated as opioid growth factor receptor-like protein 1. Gene Ontology annotation, molecular function: opioid growth factor receptor activity. Gene Ontology annotation, cellular component: membrane. The transcript has 8 exons. Lineage: Eukaryota; Metazoa; Chordata; Chondrichthyes; Orectolobiformes; Rhincodontidae. Bases 272 to 2200 code for a protein of 642 amino acids. The record is from RefSeq and is a predicted model, not a curated record.